AUUGUUCGCUCUUUCUGUCAGUCCAGCACUCCUAUAAGGAGGGGGGUCAAAGUAACAGGGACAGUCUUCUUGGUACAAAAGAGCAUCACGAGCAAAAGAAGCACAAACGGAUAGAUAAAAACUUUCAGCUCCACCUAUUUUGCUCCUGAAGAUCCUUCAGCCCUAGCAGGAUGGAGGACGCCCACACCAAGUCCACUGCGGAAGUCGUAGCCUUCUUCGGCGUUGAUCAGACCACUGGGCUUACACCUGACCAGUUCAAGAAGAACUUGGCCAAGUAUGGCCCCAAUGAACUGCCAGCAGAGGAGGGAAAGUCCCUUUGGGAGCUGGUCAUUGAGCAGUUUGAGGAUCUGCUUGUCCGAAUUCUGCUGCUUGCUGCCUGCAUCUCUUUUGUGCUGGCUUGGUUUGAGGAAGGUGAGGAGACUGUCACAGCCUUUGUUGAGCCAUUUGUCAUUCUGCUCAUCCUCAUCGCCAAUGCCGUUGUUGGUGUAUGGCAGGAGCGUAAUGCUGAGAGUGCCAUCGAGGCUCUGAAGGAGUAUGAGCCCGAGAUGGGCAAAGUCUACCGAUCUGACAGAAAGAGCGUGCAGAGGAUCAAGGCCAGAGAGAUUGUCCCCGGUGACAUCGUUGAGGUUUCCGUUGGUGACAAAGUCCCUGCAGACAUCAGGAUUAUCGCUAUCCGUUCCACCACCCUGCGUGUUGACCAGUCCAUCCUUACCGGUGAGUCUGUCAGUGUUAUCAAGCAUACCGAUCCCGUCCCUGACCUCAGAGCCGUCAACCAGGACAAGAAGAACAUGCUUUUCUCUGGCACCAACAUUGCUGCUGGCAAGGCCAUUGGCGUUUGCAUUGCUACCGGCGUCUCCACCGAGAUCGGCAAGAUCCGUGACCAGAUGGCCGCCACUGAGCAGGAGAAGACCCCUCUGCAGCAGAAGCUGGAUGAGUUUGGCGAGCAGCUCUCCAAAGUCAUCUCUCUGAUUUGCGUCGCCGUCUGGAUGAUCAACAUUGGUCACUUCAACGAUCCCGUCCACGGUGGCUCAUGGAUCCGUGGUGCUGUUUAUUACUUCAAGAUUGCUGUCGCCCUGGCUGUUGCUGCCAUCCCUGAGGGUCUGCCUGCUGUCAUCACUACCUGUCUGGCUCUCGGUACCCGUCGUAUGGCCAAGAAGAAUGCCAUUGUCCGUUCUCUGCCCUCUGUGGAGACUCUGGGCUGCACCUCUGUCAUCUGCUCAGACAAAACUGGCACCCUCACCACCAACCAGAUGUGUGUCACAAAGAUGUUCAUCAUCGACAGAGUGGAUGGUGAUCAUGUGUCCCUGGAGUGCUUUGAUAUCUCUGGCUCCAAAUACACUCCUGAGGGCGAGGUGUCUAAAGGAGGUUCUAAAGUUGACUGCAGUCAGUAUGACGGCCUGGUGGAGCUCGCCACCAUCUGCGCCCUGUGCAAUGACUCCUCUCUUGAUUACAACGAGUCUAAGAAGAUCUAUGAGAAGGUUGGUGAGGCCACUGAAACCGCUCUGUGCUGCCUGGUUGAGAAAAUGAAUGUGUUCAAGACUAAUGUUAGCAACCUGUCCUGUGUGGAGAGAGCCAAUGCUUGCUGCAGUGUUGUGAAGCAGUUGAUGAAGAAGAACUUUACCCUGGAGUUCUCCCGUGACAGGAAGUCCAUGUCUGUGUACUGCACCCCAACCAGAGGAGACAGCGGCAGCAAGAUGUUCGUGAAGGGUGCCCCCGAGGGUGUGAUUGAUAGGUGCGCCUAUGUUCGUGUUGGCUCUGCCCGUGUGCCCCUGACUACCCCCAUUAAGGAGAAGAUCAUGACCAUCAUUAAGGAGUGGGGUACUGGCCGUGACACACUGCGUUGCCUUGCUCUUGCCACUCGUGACACUCCACUGAAGGUCGAGGAGAUGAAACUUGAUGACUCCACCAAGUUUGCUGAAUAUGAGACUGACCUGACCUUCGUCGGCUGCGUUGGUAUGCUGGAUCCCCCUCGUAAAGAAGUCACUGGCUCCAUUCAGCUCUGCAGGGAUGCUGGCAUCCGUGUAAUCAUGAUCACUGGUGACAACAAGGGAACUGCUGUGGCUAUUUGCCGUCGCAUUGGCAUCUUUGGUGAGGAUGAGGAUGUUAGUGGAAGAGCCUACACUGGCCGCGAGUUUGAUGAUCUGUCUCGUGCUGAUCAGAGUGAAGCUGUAACCAGGGCCUGCUGCUUUGCCCGUGUCGAGCCUUCCCACAAGUCCAAGAUUGUUGAGUACCUGCAGGGCUACGAUGAGAUCACUGCCAUGACUGGUGAUGGUGUGAAUGAUGCCCCCGCCUUGAAGAAGGCGGAGAUUGGCAUUGCCAUGGGCUCUGGCACUGCCGUUGCCAAGUCAGCCUCUGAGAUGGUCCUAGCUGAUGACAACUUCUCCUCCAUUGUGGCUGCUGUUGAGGAGGGCAGAGCUAUCUACAACAACAUGAAGCAGUUCAUCCGCUACCUGAUCUCCUCCAACGUUGGCGAGGUUGUCUGUAUCUUCCUUACUGCUGCUCUCGGUCUUCCUGAGGCUCUGAUCCCAGUGCAGCUGCUGUGGGUGAACCUGGUCACUGAUGGUCUGCCAGCCACUGCUUUGGGCUUCAACCCCCCUGAUCUGGACAUCAUGGGCAAACCUCCCCGUUCCCCCAAGGAGCCCCUCAUUUCAGGCUGGCUCUUCUUCAGAUACCUGGCCAUUGGUGGAUAUGUCGGUGCUGCCACUGUUGGUGCUGCUGCCUACUGGUUCCUGUACGAUGACGAGGGUCCAAAGGUGACCUACUAUCAGCUGUCCCACUUUAUGCAGUGCCAUGAUGAAAACGAGGACUUUGUUGGAAUUGAAUGUGAGGUGUUUGAGGCGGCUCCUCCCAUGACCAUGGCCCUGUCUGUACUGGUCACCAUUGAGAUGUGCAACGCCCUUAACAGCUUGUCUGAGAACCAGUCACUUGUCCGCAUGCCUCCAUGGAGCAACGGCUGGCUGUUGGCCGCUAUGACCCUCUCCAUGUCCCUGCACUUCAUGAUCAUCUACGUGGACCCCCUGCCCCUGGUCUUCAAGCUGACCCACUUGAACGUGGAACAGUGGAUCGUAGUGCUGAAGCUGUCCUUCCCCGUCAUCCUCAUUGACGAGGUGUUGAAGUUUGUUGCCCGCAACUACCUGGAGGCCUAAACCAGUUCCCUCCCUCAGUUACCAAGUAACAAAAGCAAGGUAAGAAUUUGUGAAAAUCUUGUGAAAGAAUGAAGGAGGCAAGAGAAGGAGACAACGAAACUAGAGGAGGAGUCGAGAGAUGACAUCGAGCCAGAGAGGAGCCUUUUAUGAGCCCUCCACCACGGGGAGAGAGAACAAAACACAGGAAAAUGAAUGAAAAAAAAUCUAUAAAACUGACUGAUAGAAAAUCUAUUUAAAAAAACUGUUUAUGGAAAUGAUUAAAUUAAUAUAUAGGGAAACGGUUCCAAAUUAGUGCUUGACUGAUGAUUCAUUUUAUUCUUAAACCUAAUAAUAAAUGUAUUAAAGUUACAUUUUUUGUUAAACUUG
This is a messenger RNA of Hemibagrus wyckioides, 3512 nucleotides long. It is a transcript of the gene atp2a1l, whose product is annotated as ATPase sarcoplasmic/endoplasmic reticulum Ca2+ transporting 1, like. The transcript is spliced from 24 exons. Gene Ontology annotation, biological process: intracellular calcium ion homeostasis; calcium ion transmembrane transport. The coding region runs from base 171 to 3146 and encodes 991 amino acids. The record is from RefSeq and is a predicted model, not a curated record. Lineage: Eukaryota; Metazoa; Chordata; Actinopteri; Siluriformes; Bagridae. Gene Ontology annotation, molecular function: ATP binding; P-type calcium transporter activity; ATP hydrolysis activity. Gene Ontology annotation, cellular component: membrane.